Teleopsis dalmanni is the source of this 1701-nucleotide messenger RNA. RefSeq names its product sodium channel protein Nach (gene ppk22). NCBI's taxonomy places the organism in Eukaryota, Metazoa, Arthropoda, Insecta, Diptera, Diopsidae. Bases 1 to 1701 code for a protein of 566 amino acids. Gene Ontology annotation, biological process: sodium ion transmembrane transport. The record is from RefSeq and is a predicted model, not a curated record. Gene Ontology annotation, molecular function: ligand-gated sodium channel activity. Gene Ontology annotation, cellular component: membrane. The transcript has 9 exons.
AUGUCGUCGUUAAAAUUUCGCGCAACAGUAGUUGAUAUUAAAUCAACAUCCAACGCUGUCUGGUGGAUUAAGAAUCCCACAGAAACAUGGAUGCGAGGCAUUCGGCACAAGCAACAGAGUCAACGUAAGCAAUCUGAACAUGCAUCCUUGUGUCAUGAUUUGGCAGAUUUAUUUCGCAACAUAUCCUUGCACGGCUAUGCAAAUUUGAUAAUAACACAGCACAGCGUUUGGGAGAAAUUAAUUUGGCUGGCGGUGCAUGCGACAACCUUGUUUGCUUUGCUGACAGUGCUUCUGCUUACCUGGGAGCAAUUCGUAGCUCAAUACUUCGCUAUCAAUUUACACGAUCCACUUUAUGCAGUCGAAAAUGUGCCAUUUCCGGCUGUCUCCAUUUGCUCCAACAAUAGAAUUUCCCAACAAGAGGCUAUGACAUAUGCAAAUCAAUUACAUAAAAGUGAUCCAUCGAAUCGUUCAGUAGUUUAUUUUUUGGAAAGUAUUCAACUAUUAAACAAUCUCUACGUUAAACAUGGAGAAACAAUUAACACUGAAGCUUUAACCAACUUUCAAGCUUUCUUGGAUACUCAUGAUGCAUGGAAUAAUGAUGCUUUUUAUGAUACCCGAAGAUUUAUGAGAAUGUUAGCACCAGCCUGUAAAAAUUUCAUAUUGGAAUGCAAAUUGGCGGAGAAAAAUAUUGAAUGUUUCAGUAAAGUUGCCUUUGAAGAGAGUUUAACCAUGUUCGGACCGUGUUGCACAUUCAAUCUAAAUGAUUCUUAUAAGCAACGAAAUUAUACAACUAGAUUUGCUAGUCCUGAUACUGGCUUGACUGUUGUUCUCAAUAAUACCGUCGAUAGGGAAACGUUCGGUGCAAUACUAGAUAUUGAUGGCUAUAUUGUAAUGCUGCAUAGACCAAAUGACUAUGCGGAUAUAUCGUCUGGAAGUACUCAAUUAGUAUUCCCAACACAUAAUAGUGAAUCUUUUUUAUCAAUUAAUGCACGACUUUUUGAUGCCGAUGACGCCUUACGUUCUUAUAGUCCUAAAACUAGGAAAUGUGCAUUCAACGAUGAAGCAACCAAUUCGGAAAUAAUCUUGAGAGAUGCUUACAGCUUUGCAAAUUGUAUCUCCCGUUGUCGAAUAAACAGUAUUAUAGCUCUCUGCCGCUGUCUACCAUUUUAUAUGCCUUUGGACUUAGUGGAUCGUAUAGAUGGUGUGGUCUAUUGCAAUUUGAUACAUGUUUCCUGCUUGCGACGUUAUAAUUUUAAGUGGCGUAACGUAUUGACAAAACGUGAAACUAUACCAGGACUUGAACGUGAAGCAGAAGAAGCACUCUACUGUCCGCAAUGUGAACCAUCCUGUUAUGAUGUACAAUACCAAGUUUCGUUGAUGUCUUUACCAAUUGAAAGAUAUCAAGUGGAACUAGAUAAUUUAAAUGAUACUAAAAAUAUAUCUGUAUUAAAUGUUUAUUUUGAAAAACCCUAUGCAAAAUAUUAUAGACGAGUUAUUGGUAAUACUUGGUAUGAGAAUUUUAGCACAGUUGGAAAUAUUUUAUCAAUUUUUUUAGGUUUUUCAGUAAUAGCUAUUUUUGAAACACUCUUCUUUAUUGGAAAAUAUUUAAUUAUGGGCUUAAAAAGUUUUUUCCAAGAUCAACGUUUACCUAAAAACGAUACCGAUAAUUUGGAUCCAACAAAAUUAUAUAUAUGUCCAUAA